GUAGGAUGCGAGAAAUGGAACGAAUGAUUGUAUGAAAGAGAUAGGAAUGUGGUAUGAAAGUGUUGUGUGAGAGAGACAGUAUGAAUGGAAAAUUAAGCUUGCUGAUUGGUUCACGGCAGUGUGAUAUUCUUUUUGGAAACUAUGGUGGAUUCGGUUAAGACGAGAGUUUUUGGCUUAUGUUUUAAAUAAAACUAAAAGUGGUUUAAGAUAAAUAUUCUUGUUAUUUCUGCUGGACACCCCAUCCCACAUUUUGGGGGCUCGUCCGGGAUGGUGCAGAAAUUUAUGUGAACCAGCAGAUUCUAAAGAUACGACGAGGAAGACUAAAAACGACGCGUGGGAGCGACCAUAUUUGAAUCAUACCGGAGGACGGAAAAUUUAAUUACGACGACACGACGACUACGACGAUAUCCGUUUCGACCGACUGAUUCAUCCGCUUCAAACAAUAAGAUUACGACGAAAACAUGCCUAAAGAUCGACAGAGAUACGACGAAGACGCACCACUGGUUUCCAAUCAGAGUUUGAUGUACGUAGAAGAGGCGAUUCCGAAGUUUUCCGGUAACGAUGCGUCCUACACAGCGACAAACUGGGCACAAGAAGUGGAGGAUAACACAGAGAUUUUCGAUUUAACUCCAAUCCAGCAGCUACUUAUCGCCAGGCGAACUUUGACUUCUACUGCAGCGGCGUGGCUCCGUACUGAGAAAACCUUUAAGAGCUACGAUGAUUUGAAAGCGGCAUUAUUCAAAGAGUUUCCAGAUGUUAUCAAUACUAAAGAAAUCCACGAAAUGAUGAGUGAACGGAAAAAACGCAAGGACGAAAGUUGUUACGAUUACAUGCUCGAAAUGAAGGCACUGGGCAAGCGAGGAAGGUUAGCCGACUAUGUGGCUAUUCAAUAUAUUAUAGAAGGCAUACUCGAUCGCGAGACUAACAAGAUCAUGCUAUACGGCGUUACGACUUACCCUGAACUGAAAGAAAAACUAAAGUUAUACGAGACAUUUAAGACUAGCAUCAAGAAAGAAUAUACCAAAACCAGUUCAAGUUCCAGCAGCGGCGAAGCAAGUCGUUAUAGAAAGCAAGGUCGUCCAGCGGCGGCGGUGCGUUGUUUUAGCUGUGGGAAAAUGAAUCAUACAUCUGCGGAGUGUCCAGAUCGUGAAAAAGGACUAAAAUGCUUCCGAUGUAAUGAAUUCGGACAUAUGAGUCGUCUAUGCCUAGGUGGCAAGCAGGUUAAAUCACUUGGGAGGUUUGUUACGACUUUUGAACUUGAUAAACAAUGCUUCGAAACAGUGUUUCAUAUUGUUCCCUAUGAGAUUAUGCCAUACGAUAUAAUAUUAGGCCAAGAGUUUUUGUGUAAAGCUAUAGUAGUUAUCGACAAGGGUUCAGUCACGGUUUUACCUCAAUCGCACGAUAUGUGUUUAAAUCAUUUGUGUGCUGUAGCGAACGAAGUAGGAUGUCCUCAGUAUCUGGUUACAGAUCCUCGGAUACAAGACGAAGUGCAGCAAUUGGUGAGUGGUUAUGUUCCGAGAAAAGUGAAGAAGUCUCCAAUGGAAAUGAAGAUUAUUUUGAACGACGAAAUCCCUAUAGCGCAACGUCCGAGACGUCUCUCUAUGUUUGAGGAAAAAGAAGUUGAUAAGCAAAUAGGUGAGUGGCUUGAUGAUGGUAUUAUUAGACCUAGUUUUUCGGAAUAUGCCAGUCCACUAGUGCUAGUCAAGAAAAAAGAUGGAACUACAAGAAUUUGUAUAGAUUACAGAAAGCUUAAUGCAAAGAUGGUGAAAGAUGAGUUCCCCUUACCUGUCAUAGAAGAUCAUAUUGAUAAAUUGUCUCAUUCAAAA
Bombyx mandarina (wild silkworm) is the source of this 1826-nucleotide messenger RNA. RefSeq lists its product as uncharacterized. The record is from RefSeq and is a predicted model, not a curated record. Gene Ontology annotation, molecular function: nucleic acid binding; zinc ion binding. Lineage: Eukaryota; Metazoa; Arthropoda; Insecta; Lepidoptera; Bombycidae.